Messenger RNA from Lipotes vexillifer (Yangtze River dolphin), 987 nucleotides. It is a transcript of the gene GJD4, whose product is annotated as gap junction protein delta 4. Gene Ontology annotation, cellular component: connexin complex. The coding region runs from base 1 to 987 and encodes 328 amino acids. The record is from RefSeq and is a predicted model, not a curated record. NCBI's taxonomy places the organism in Eukaryota, Metazoa, Chordata, Mammalia, Artiodactyla, Lipotidae. The transcript has 2 exons. Gene Ontology annotation, molecular function: gap junction channel activity. Gene Ontology annotation, biological process: cell-cell signaling.
AUGGACCAGCUGGACCUGCUGGGGUUCCUCGUCAUCACCCUAAACUGCAACGUGACCAUGGUGGGGAAGAUCUGGCUUAUCUUCAUGGUGCUGCUGAGGAUGGGGGUGCUCAUCCUGGCCGGGUCGCCGGUCUACCAGGAUGAGCAGGAGAGGUUCGUGUGCAAUACGCUGCAGCCCGGAUGCGCCAACGUUUGCUACGACAUCUUCGCCCCCGUGUCCCACCUGCGGUUCUGGCUGAUCCAGAGCGUGUCUGUUCUGCUUCCAUCCGCCGUCUUCAGUGUCUACGUGCUGCACAAAGGAGCCGAGCUGGCGGCACGUGGAUCCCGCUGGCUGGAUGAUGACUCAGAGGACCACGACGGCCCUGAACUGACCCCGGGGGCCAGGCGCUGCCUGACGGUGCCGGACUUCUCCUCGGGCUACGUGGUCCACCUCUGCCUCCGGACCCUGACGGAGGCAGCUUUCGGAGCCCUGCAUUACCUCCUCUUUGGAUUCUUGGUCCCCAAGAGAUUCUCGUGCACGCACCCUCCUUGCACCAGCGUGGUGGACUGUUACGUCUCUCGGCCCACGGAGAAGUCCAUCCUGAUGCUUUUCGUCUGGGCGGUCUGCGCACUGUCCUUGUUACUCAGUGUCGCCGACCUGGUCUGCAGCGUGCGCUGGGAGACGCGCAGGCGACACGGCGGGGCCCGGAGGAGGCCGUGUCAAGGGGCGGGGAGUGCGGCGCGGGAGGGACCCGGGGCGCCCGAGGGACGUGGGGCGCGCGCUCGCCGGGGCCUGCGGACUGGGGGGCAGGGCGCGUACAGCCCCGCAGCGGAGCCCACCGAGCCAGGGCACCCGGAGCUGCCAGGGGAGGACGAGAGCGACGCGCUGUCCUCAGCCAGCGACCAGCCGCGCGGGGCCGGGCCGGGAGCGGCGGCCCCGGGGUGGGAGGAGCGCUCCCGCGGGCCAAGCGCCGCGCUCCCGGGCCCCAGCAAGUCCGAGUGGGUGUGA